Messenger RNA from Boleophthalmus pectinirostris (great blue-spotted mudskipper), 1777 nucleotides. Its product is annotated as D-amino-acid oxidase. The transcript is spliced from 10 exons. Gene Ontology annotation, molecular function: FAD binding; D-amino-acid oxidase activity. Lineage: Eukaryota; Metazoa; Chordata; Actinopteri; Gobiiformes; Gobiidae. Bases 254 to 1300 code for a protein of 348 amino acids. The record is from RefSeq and is a predicted model, not a curated record.
GUAAUAUAGUUGUCAAUUCAACUAACUCAACUCAAAUGUUUGUAAAUGUAAAUGCAAUCUGAGUUGGAUGAUCUGCCAUGUCGUCGUAGGAGACCCACUUGGUUUUUUGGCUGCUUGUUUACAUGUUUCCAUGCUAAAUAUGCUUAUAGCCUAAUAGAAAUAUUGAAGCCGUGGCUGGCUGCAUUAUUAGUUGACAGACAUUUUCUCAUGAACUAACAAAUUUUGAAGUCCACGGUUUUUUUGUGUGUGUUCUAUGUCCAUCAUGCGAGUGGCCAUAAUUGGAGCAGGAGUCAUCGGGCUGUCCACGGCUCAGAGCAUAUAUGAACAUUACCAUUCUGUCAUUCACCCACUGAUCAUUGAGGUGUUUGCUGACCGUUUCACUCCACUGACCACUAGUGACGGAGCUGCUGGCUUCUGGCAGCCAUACCUUUAUGAUAAUGGAAAAGUUGAAGAAACCAAGUGGAAUAAAGAGACAUUCGACUACUUGCUGAGUUUCAUCAAGUCCCCUGAAAGUGUAAAAAUGGGCAUAUUCCUUCAAUCUGGUUACAAUGUGUGUCUUGAGCCAGCACCUGAUCCUUCCUUUAAAGAUAUUGUUUUGGGUUUUAGAGAGCUCACCGAGCGUGAGAUGCAGAUGUUUCCUGGAUACAAACAUGGAUGGUUUAACACUGCAUUGAUGGUUGAGGGCAAAAGCUAUCUACCUUGGCUAAUGGAUUGGCUGGAACAGAGAGGUGUAAAAUUUCAUCACAGGAAAAUAGAGUCAUUUAAAGAUCUAGCAGAAACUGGAGCUGAUGUUAUUGUCAAUUGCACUGGAGUGAGAUCUGGUGAACUCCAGCCAGACCCAGAGCUUAAACCUGGCCGCGGACAGAUAAUAAAGGUAGCUGCUCCAUGGCUUAAGCACUGGAUUCUCACCCAUAACUUUAACAAAGGGUUAUAUAACUCACCUUACAUAAUUCCAGGAAGUCAACUUGUCACUGUGGGUGGUGUGUUUCAAUUGGGAAACUGGAGUGAGGCAAAUAAUUCCAUUGAUCACAAGAACAUUUGGGAAGCGGCAUGCCUACUCGAACCUAGUCUUAAACAUGCAAAAAUAGUGGAGGAUUGGUGUGGCCUUAGACCUUCCCGCAGCAAGGUAAGGCUGGAGAGAGAGUCUGUGCAGUGUGGUCCAUCUAAAGUAGAGGUAAUACAUAACUAUGGGCAUGGAGGAUUUGGAUUGACUAUUCACCGGGGUUGUGCCGAGGAGGCUGCCAGAUUAUUUGGACAGAUUGUUGAAGAAAAAGGAGAAACUCUGAAAGCUCGUCUAUAAAUCUGAGAAUGCACGAUAAACAAAAAAUAAAUCAAUAAAUCAAUAAUUAACCCUUAGCAAAUAAAUAAAUAUCACUAUAGCAAAUUAAAGUCAUCAUAGAGAAUGAAGAAUGAGUAAUUGUAGCCAUUUUAAUAUAUUGUUUAGUGUCAUUGUCUAGACAAAAAUGUCCACACUUCAAAAAACUUUUAGGUAACACUAUCAUCUUUUAAACACUGAAUGAUUGACUUGGCAUGGUUCAUUUUACAAUCAAAUGACAAAGCUUGGUUUUCUUAACAUUGUUGCUCUGUAUCUGUAUCAAUGUUUUAUAAUAUUUUCUCACUGCGUGACAAGCCAUUAAGAAAAUGUUGGCAUACAACAAAAACAAAUUCAAAAUUAAAACUACAAUCACAUGUGCAUGUAGUUAAUAAUUUUACUAAAGUCUAAUAUUACAACAUUAUUAUGUAAAUAAAUAAUAUCUAAAACAGAAAAAUGGAAUGU